Ascochyta rabiei is the source of this 1326-nucleotide messenger RNA. RefSeq names its product Salicylate 1-monooxygenase. Gene Ontology annotation, molecular function: FAD binding. The coding region runs from base 1 to 1326 and encodes 441 amino acids. NCBI's taxonomy places the organism in Eukaryota, Fungi, Ascomycota, Dothideomycetes, Pleosporales, Didymellaceae. The record is from RefSeq and is a predicted model, not a curated record. Gene Ontology annotation, biological process: secondary metabolite biosynthetic process. The transcript has a single exon.
AUGCCUAUUGACAUGAAGUCGAACGGAUUCGCUUUCCAGAACCACACCCAAUUCCCCAUUGCUAUAAUUGGCGGUGGUCUCGGCGGCCUUGCUCUGGCCAUUGGCUUGCUUAAGCAUGGCAUACACGUCCAAAUAUACGAAGCCGCAGCGGAAUUCUCCGAGAUAGGUGCAGGAGUUGCCUUCGGUAUCAACUCAAUAACGGCUCUGCACCUAAUCGAUCCGAAGCUACUGGAAGGCUACAAGAAACACGCGACAUUCAACGCCGAUCACCACCGCUCCAACACCUUCAUGUCAUUUCGAUGGGGCACAGAUGAGAGAAGUCAUGACGGAAACAAAGCGGGCGAUGUGAUGUGGGACCUGGACGACAGUUGGCAGCCUGAGCGUGCCGAGUCAUUUGGAGUACGAACAAGGAGCUGUAUUCACAGGGCACGCUUGCUGGCCGAACUCGUCGCGUUGCUACCAUCGGAUGUUACAAGCUUCAACAAAAGCUUCGUGGCUGCCGAUAAGCAGAACGAUGGAUUACUUAGGCUGCAGUUCACAGAUGGCACAACUGCACUGGCAAGCGCACUCAUCGGCUGCGAUGGGAUAAAGAGCAAGGUACGAGAGCUUGUAUGUGGCUCACAUACCCGUGCAAGCUACGCUGGGGAAGUAGCCUAUCGCGCUAUGGUACCCAGAGUCGAUGCUGAGAAAGCUCUUGGAGCCGACCAUGCUUUCAAUGGGACCAUCUACUGUGGUUAUGGUGGAUACAUCGUCACGUAUCCCGUCGAUAACUGCGAUUUUGUGAACAUGGUUGCAAUUCCGCAUGAUCCAGGCAAGGCCACUGUCUGGAGCCAGGACGAGUGGACAGUACCAGCGACCACCGAUGAAAUCCGUCAACGCUUCGAAGGGUGGUAUCCACCGCUGAUUGAUGUUAUCUGUGAUUACAGUAUGCCUAAUAAAUGGGCUUUGUUCGAUCUCCAACAUGAUGCGCUGUACUACAGAGACAAUAUCUGCUUACUUGGUGAUAGCGCUCAUGCAACAACACCACACCUCGGCGCAGGCGCAGGCAUGGCAAUGGAGGAUGCAUAUCUGCUUGGCAAUCUAAUCGCCUUAGUUGGAAGUGUUGCGCAUGUUGAGAACGCUUUUCGCGCAUACGACGCCGUCAGACGACCACGCACGCAAGGCUGUAUCGAGAAGAGUCGCAAAGCCGCCAUGGCAAUGGACUUCUUAGUGCCGGAACCUGUUGACGAUACAACUGCGCUGAAAAGGGCUCUUGAAGCAUCGUACAGAUGGCUCUGGCACGAAGAUCUAGAGGCGCAGUUCAUUAAAGCGAAAAAUCUUCUUUAG